Messenger RNA from Scutellospora calospora, 232 nucleotides. The record is from the annotation of a GenBank genome assembly. NCBI's taxonomy places the organism in Eukaryota, Fungi, Glomeromycota, Glomeromycetes, Diversisporales, Gigasporaceae.
GGUUUCUUAUCUUCAUUUUUUUAAUGAAGAAUUUCAAGCAGAUAUGGCUAAGCUGCUUAAAGAAGGGCCAACAGUUCGUAGAGUUGUUGAGAUCAUAGUGCAGAAUAUUGAUCUCUAUUCAAAUAUGCUUGCAACUCACAAAAUCAAACCUAUAAAGUUUGAUGAGAUGCAAAUAUUUAAUAUAGAAGUCCCUAAUAAAGAAGAAUGGGACAAUCCAACUAGAGAUGAAUAG